UUCGUCAGAGGACGCUGUUAGACCAAGACCAAGCUCAUCUUUCAUUGGAAUCUCGACGUGGGUGUGUCAUAGAGGUAUAACAUGAAUUUGUCACUGUUUGUGUUUUCUUGUUUGCUGACUUUGAAUUCUAUACAAGGUCACACUUGGACGGGUUGGUAUGAUCGAGACAACCCUAGUGGUAACGGGGAUUAUGAAACUUUGUACGAUCAAAAGAAACUAGGCUACGUCUGUGGCGGAUGUAAACCCAUCGGGGCAGAGUGUCGCGUGAGGGGAUCAACCAGUACGUUCACGCGCUGGUCUGGAACUGCUCCCGAUACCUUGGCGAUUCACUGUUUACCUACCAAAGGUCUAGCGUGUGUCAACUCCCAGCAGGCCGACGGGUACUGCAAUGACUAUGAGAUAAGAUACCUGUGUCCAACAACGUCUGGAACAUGGACAAGCUAUUUAGAUAGGGAUAACCCAAGUGGCGAUGGAGACUUCGAAACCGUGGCGGAUUUUAGGGAUGAUGGUGUCAACCUUUGCAGUGGCGGUCGCCCGAUGUGCGCUCAUUGCCGCGAUAGAGUAAGCUACCUCCAUUAUUACGCAACAGGAGACACGUACAAUACCAACCAUGACUGUAGCUGGGAGAAUGGCUUGGCUUGUAGUACAGCAGUCAACGGGGGGACCUGCAAGGACUACGAGGCGCAGUUCAAAUGCCCAACCAUAUGCACUUGUAGCUCGUGCUCAUGCGCAACGUGGACUUCCUGGUUGAACAGAGACAACCAAGGCGGUAGCGGAGACUGGGAACUCGUAGGGCCAACAGGACAUAAUCCGUGCUCCGGUCAUGAACCAAUUGAUAUCCAGUGCCGCGUCAGAGGAACCAAUCAGCCAUGGGACCAGGCGGGUCAGGUGAUCAGAGUGAAGUGCACGCCCUCUGAAGGGUUUGCCUGUGUCAACAGCGAACAGCGGAGUGGAUAUUGCUACGAUUACGAGGUCCGUUUUCUGUGUCCAUAAUCCCCCCCCCCCCCCCACCAUGUUUCACUCAACAUCCCGGAGACAAGGACGAAGUGACAGCGUGAUCAUGUUGAAUGGCAUAAAAGACUACUUCAAAAUACAAGACUACUUCAAAAUAGUAUAUCUGUGAUCUGCUAAGUGACCUCAUAUUAAAUGUACCUUUUAACAUACUUUUUAGUAUUGUACUGCCUUUCACCAAACUUCGAGAUGAGGUGACAACAGGCAAUUAGAAAUCUUCUGUUACCCAAAAGGAUGUUUUGCCAUGUAAGAUGUUAGAUAAGUAUCAUUGUGCCUUUCUAUGAAAUAAAUCCA
Messenger RNA from Lingula anatina, 1305 nucleotides. RefSeq names its product mucin-5AC. The record is from RefSeq and is a predicted model, not a curated record. Lineage: Eukaryota; Metazoa; Brachiopoda; Lingulata; Lingulida; Lingulidae.